Messenger RNA from Triplophysa dalaica, 3523 nucleotides. Its product is annotated as protein rapunzel. The transcript has 2 exons. The record is from RefSeq and is a predicted model, not a curated record. Bases 1930 to 2613 code for a protein of 227 amino acids. Lineage: Eukaryota; Metazoa; Chordata; Actinopteri; Cypriniformes; Nemacheilidae.
GGACAUGCAUUAUGCAUGUUUCUUACAGACAAAUAAAACAAUGCUGUGAUGAAGUGUCGACAUUUGACUUGCUACUACGCGAGUGCGAAAUAUUUUGCUUCAAAAACAUAUUAGCCAAACAAAAUCUACAAACAAUGUUAUCCUAAUUCUCACAUGCGUACUACGACAUUAUAGUUUGUUUCGGAUGUUUACAGGCAGGAAAAUUGUUUAGUGAUCCACCACCGUAUUGUUUGUGAUGAUAACACAGCGUCGGCCAGCGGUGCCUGUCUAAAAAUAGUACUACAAUCGUUAUUGGACUGUAGAAAUGCGCAUUGUUGAGAAAACCGGAUAAAUAUUCACCUUGUGGUAUUUCAUUGAUUUAUUUGUAGGUUUAAGUGUGUUUCAUAUGAGACAAACAUCAGGCUUAUAAACAAAACAGCUUCUCUACCCAAUAGCAUUCCACGUGCGCAUCUGUCAGUUUUUGCGCGACGCUGGUAAGCACCUUUCUGUUCUUUUGUCUUUUGCAUCCAAGUAUUCAUAAAGAUACGGUACAGUAAUAUAUACAGUAAUAUAUCAACUUCCAACUGCUUCGUCAUAUUGACGUGCGUGUUGUACAAACAGCUCUUCAUUUCCAAAUGGGCGGCCUGUAUAUAGCAUGGAUGCUCUGUUGGCAAAUAACGUUUACAUGUAAUCUAAAUUACAAAGCAUAUAAAAGCUACAAGUCAUGUUGUAGGCUACAUGGUGUAAAUACACGCAUCUCACUCACUCAACCUGUAAUCUUGCAGAUUCUCAGUGAAUUCGCAUCUGUGUGCAUCUAUUCCCCCCUUUGUCAUUGCUGGAGUUAUGUACGUUAUAGUUGUUUCUCAGAGCUUAUGUUCGUAUGCGAAUAGUUGUGAUAUUACUUUACAGUUACCAUAUAUUUCGUGUCUCCACGGGUUUUCAUUGUCUUCAAAGUAGCUCAGGUUGAUCAUCCACUCAUUACACUGUUGUCGCUAACCAUGCAGUAUAUGUGCAGUGAAUAUGCAUUUCUUAAUUGUUAAAUGUUUUGUUGUCUGUGGAUUCUCUAUACAUAAAAGAGAGAAUAGAAGAGUUCUAUUUUGGAGAAUGUUUAUUGUCAUUAGAGCAGGAGUACUUCGGCGAGGUCUGUGUGUAUGAUCAUGACAAAAAGGCUUUUCAUACCGAUACAAACCAUUGCUUCAACACUAAUCCAUUUCGAAUCAGAACAUCUAUCCCUGUUGGCCAUUAACCCUUAAUAUUUAUUUUUAAUUUAGCUAAAAAGAGCCAUUACAGCUUAUUCAUGUACUGUUGCAAACAUGUCUCUUAUUUGGAUACAUACCCAAGAUAUUUUAGAGGCUUCAUUCCCAACUCUGGUCCUGCAUGUUCAAUAGAUGACUCGUAUUUAAAUUACCCAUUUUCAUAAAUUUGGUUUAAUCCAACACACACUUUUUUAUUUUAUUUUAAAUUAAAUUUAAAUUAAAUAUCAUCCACAAAUAGUUUUUAUCUAUUAUAACCAAAGGCAAUGCUUGGCAGCUGGCCUCUUUUGGAGACACUUUGCCCUCUCAGCUGCCUCCAGAAUGACAGUUGGUUCUCUGUAUCAGACUGUCUGGCUGUUGGAAGGCUGGAAUAUUUGAAUGUCACUAGGGGAGGACAUCUGUGGCUUGAGGAGGGGGCUGGUCAAUAGGGCUUCACAAAUGCCACUUGAAUGGAGCAAGUGAAGAACUACAUUCAAAUGGUGUCUCAAGGGCCCUUUUGGAAGCAUCAGGGGCCUCUGUAAACCAGCAAAAUGGCAAUGUCCAAUUUGAACACCCCUCCAUAUUGAGCCUAAAUGGUAGAGACUAUAUUGCAAAGAUUGCUGGGAAGAAGAAGUGCAGUCGGGAUUGGGACUUUGGAGAGGGUGGUAGCAAUCUAAAAAGGUAAAAAUUCUCAUCGAGACUUCUUCCUCCAGACACAAUGGCUGACAAUGAGAUAUUUGAUGACCCAGAGAAGCUGAAGAGAGGUCUAAUAAAGGUUCUAGAAUGCGUGGCCACAAUCUCAUCAGCCGCAGCGGUUGUCAAUCCCAUCUUUGGCGUGGCCGGGUCUCUCAUCCGUGUGGUGCUGCACCAUGUGGACGAUGAAGAUCUCCAGAUACUCAAACGUGAGUUCCGAAGCGUGAAUCGAGCCCUGGAUGAUAUUUCACAACAGAACCGUCAAACCUUGCAGCAGAUCAGGAAGGAGACGAUUGACAAACAGUACGGCCAGAUCGAAGAAAACCUUCGCAACCAGUUCCGCAAAUUCAUGGAGAUCGUGGAAGCCAAGCCCGAGCACCUGCAGCGCAAGAAGGACGAUUUCGUAGAGAGUUACAUGAAUGACAACGAAGACCAAAACAUGCACACGCUUUGGGAUGGCGUGAUGGGGAAACGCAAACUCUUCAGCCGGCCCAUUCUAGAAGUGUAUAUGAAGCAUUCUGAGGGUGACCGGAGCGUCAUGGAGAACCUCUGCACCCGACUCGCCUACCUGUUCUGCAUUGGUUUCAUCGCGAUGAUGGGCUACUAUGCCUUCAUAGGAGAUGAUGUGGGGGAACGGAAUGAGGAGUGGGAAGAGAAGAUGAAAAACGUGCAGGAGAAGAUGCAGGAAGCGCUGAGGAGGUGCAAAUGAUUUAUUACGCACAACCACUGCAUUAAACAACGUCUUUGUUGCUCUCUUGUAUGCAUGUCUUGCUUUCCGUUUCCACUUUAACAGACCUUUUCACCAUCAACCUGAAGCAUGUAAUGCAAUUUUGUCCUCGAUGACUGCAGGUUAGGGUUAGGGUUUUUUCUGUAAUCUGCUUUUUCCAAUCACAGGUCUAAACUGGCUCAGUUUAACAUUAUAGGACAAAAUGUAACACUAUUAAAAGAUAAACUACUGUACAGUAUAAUCUACUGCAAGAGCAAAGAUAAACCGCAUAAGAAGUGAGAUGCACACCGUAAACUCACUCAUGCGUCAUAUAAACAUUGUAUUAAAGUCAGCUUUACGCAAAUAUUUUAUAUACAAAGUUAUAAAACUGAAUGAAAAUCUGUUUGUCUGUGAACGCUUAUUGUGAUUGUUUUUAUAUAUUUUUAAUGAAAGGAUAUUUUUGUUUUUGUUUUGUUUUUUUCGCCACUAAAUGGCACAUAAUAGAUGCACUUAAUUUUUUCCUGUAGAGUUACAAAGUUUCUGACAGUAUAUUGUGAGAACGGAGAUCUACAAUGCAGGUGUUUCUUUAAAGUUUCUUUAAGCCUUUUAUAUCUGAGGCAUGAUAAAAUAGACCGUAAAGUGCAGCUCGGUGUCUAACAAGCCUGAAAUUUAUCUGGAUCGUCAUGUUUGUUGCACAUUUAUUCAACCAUAAAUCAAUAAAUGCAUCUGUAUAGCAUACUAUAUAUAAAUGUACUAUAUAGCAUAAGAUUCUGUGUUCAUGAAUGUCAAAAGAGUACAUUUCCAGAUGUUUUCUUGUAACUUAUCUUUAGGAAUGUUUUUGUCAUAUACAGUACUUAAAAUCUCUGUAAAAUGCUGUUACAGUUUUCAAUAAAUAUCCACAAUAGAAACUCAA